AUGAUUGAUGCCACCACUGGUUAUAAGUCGAUGUCAUUCAUGGACAGUUCUUCUGGCUGUAAUCAAAUCCGCAUGACACCAAUGGAUGAAGAACUCACCUUAUUUCACACGCCUAAAGGUAUUUAUUGCUACAAAAUGAUGUCUUUCGGUUUGAAGAAUGCUGGUGCUACAUAUCAAAGGGCUAUGCAAAAUAUAUUUGAUGAUUUGCUCUAUAAAAAUGUUGAAUGUUAUGUGGAUGACCUUGUGUCGGUGAUCAACCAACUCUUGGGAAAUUAUGAGGUGAAGAAGCUCGAAUUGCGUUCUUAUCAUGAUUAUGCUCAAAAGUUGAUAGGAUGGCUUGGAGAUGUAACCCUUCAACAUGUGCGUAGAACGAAGAAUAAGAAAAUUGAUGCAUUGGCUGCUCUAGCUUCAACGCUAACCCUUCUUGAUCAAACACAAUCGCCCGAAGUAUUGCACCCAACUAUUGCAUCUUGGCCAUUUGACACUUGGGGAUUGGAUGUUGUGGGACCACUACCAAAAUCUUCUGGUGGACACUUGUACAUCUUGGCUGCAACAUAUUACUUCUCAAAAUGCUCUGAAGUUGUCGCUCUUAAAGAAGUGAAGAAAGAGAAUGUUGCAAAUUUUAUCCGAGUGAAUAUCAUUUAUCGCUUUGGCAUCCCUCGCUACAUAAUAACAAAUAAUGGUAAGCCAUUUGAUAACAAGUUAAUGAACAAAAUUUGUGAUCUCUUUGGUUUUAAGCAGCGUAAAUUUUCUAUGUAUCAUGCUGCCGCCAAUGGUCUCGCUGAAGCAUUCAAUAAGACUCUAUGCAACCUUCUGAAGAAAGUUGUCUCCAAGUCCAAACGGGAUUGGCAUGAAAGAAUGGAAGAAGCUUUAUGGGCAUUUAGGACGACGUGCCGCACUCCAACUCAAGCAACACCAUAUUCACUCACUUUUGGUAUUGAGGCAGUCCUACCACUCGAGCGUCAAAUACCUUCCUUAAGACUUGUUAUUCAAGAAGGGAUCACUGAAGAAGAAAAUGCUUAA
Messenger RNA from Solanum verrucosum, 1023 nucleotides. RefSeq lists its product as uncharacterized. The coding region runs from base 1 to 1023 and encodes 340 amino acids. The record is from RefSeq and is a predicted model, not a curated record. Gene Ontology annotation, molecular function: nucleic acid binding. Gene Ontology annotation, biological process: DNA integration. Lineage: Eukaryota; Viridiplantae; Streptophyta; Magnoliopsida; Solanales; Solanaceae. The transcript has 3 exons.